Molecule: messenger RNA, 1017 nt
Organism: Lecanosticta acicola
Lineage: Eukaryota; Fungi; Ascomycota; Dothideomycetes; Mycosphaerellales; Mycosphaerellaceae
Source: the annotation of a GenBank genome assembly
AUGUCUGGUUCGUCUCCUUUCAGCCCGCCAGAAACGAGGCGCAGCUGGCUAACAUUGUGACUUUGCACUGCAGGAAGCGCGGGCUACGACCGACACAUCACCAUCUUCUCCGACCAAGGCCGCCUGUAUCAAGUCGGUGUGUAUCAGCUCCCGGAAUAGUCGCAAGAGGCGUAAGGAAAGCUGAUUCGAGGGCCGUGAAACAGAGUAUGCAUUCAAGGCCAUCACUGCAGCAAACAUCACAUCCGUCGGCGUGCGAGGAAAGAGCUGUGCAGUCGUCAUCUCCCAGAAGAAGGUCCCGGUAUGUCGAUUGAGUGGGUGAAAGACGAUGUCGAGUUGGAAGCUGAUGGUUGAUGUGUUGCGUACAGGACAAGCUCAUUGAUCCAGCCUCCGUAUCAUACGUCUACAAGCUCUCGCCCUCCGUUGGAUGCGUCAUGACUGGCUCGAUAGCAGACGCGAGGGCUUCCGUCAUGCGUGCGCGAGGAGAAGCGGCUGAAUUUCGAUACAAGUUUGGAUACGAGAUGCCAUGCGAUGUCCUCGCCAAGCGUAUCGCGAACAUCUCUCAGGUCUACACACAGCGGGUGCGUAUCUUUUGGCGGGUUUGAGGUAUGCAGGUACUGAUGCGCAGGACAGGCAUACAUGAGGCCGCUCGGUGUUGCGACCACUCUCAUCUCAGUGGACUCUGAAUACGGCCCGCAACUAUACAAGUGUGACCCUGCAGGGUAUUAUGUCGGCUACAAGGCCACUGCAUCGGGGCCAAAAGCGCAGGAGGCGCUGAACUUCCUCGAGAAGAAGCUGAAGAACAAGGACAACGCUGAGGGCAGUUGGGAGGACGUUGUGGAGCUUGGCAUCAGCACCUUGAGCACAGUGCUGAGCGUCGAUUUCAAGAAGGGCGAAUUGGAGAUCGGUAUCGUUGGUGGACCGCGAAUGGACGGCAAGGAGGGGACCGACACGACGUUCCGCUCAUUGACCGAAGAUGAGAUUGACGAGCGGCUGCAGUCGAUUGCUGAGAAGGACUGA